Messenger RNA from Solanum tuberosum (potato), 1551 nucleotides. RefSeq lists its product as uncharacterized. The record is from RefSeq and is a predicted model, not a curated record. The coding region runs from base 143 to 1246 and encodes 367 amino acids. NCBI's taxonomy places the organism in Eukaryota, Viridiplantae, Streptophyta, Magnoliopsida, Solanales, Solanaceae. Gene Ontology annotation, molecular function: nucleic acid binding; RNA-DNA hybrid ribonuclease activity. The transcript is spliced from 10 exons.
ACCACCACCAACCCCAAGCUCCAAGCUCCAAGCUCCAAGCUCCCUAGGAGGGUCUUCUUCAUACCCGAAGGGAUACAUAAGAUUGCUGCAGUUUCAUCCUGCAAUUCACGAAACUGGUAGAGUCUGAGGGAUUCCCUGUGUAAUGAACAUCUUGUUUAAUGCAUGUUCUGCUGCAAUUUUUACAAGGACUAGCAGACGUGCUGUGAAGAGUUCAAUUGGUGCAUUUUCAGCUCUUUCAUGGAAGACAGGUGUUGGAUUUACUGCAACCAGAAAAGUUGAUUUCGACUUAUUUUUUAAGCAAAUUUGCGUUCGUUGCUAUUCAUCCAAAAAGUUUAGAGUGGAGAGUUCUAGCUCACAGAAGUCCGAUCUUACUCCACAAAUGAAGGAAGAUAGAGAUGGUUUCUUUGUUGUUAGGAAAGGAAAUCUGGUUGGAGUCUACAAAAACUUGAGUGAUUGUCAAACUCAAGUCGGAUCCUCGAUAUGUGACCCCCCUGUAAGUGUGUAUAAAGGCUAUGCUAUGCCUAAGGACACAGAGGAAUAUCUUCUCUCUUGUGGGCUUAAAAAUGCUCUUUACUCUAUCAGGGCUGCUGAUCUUACUGAAGAUCUCUUUGGGACCCUAGUACCAUGCCCUUUUCAGCAACCUUCUUCUUCAAAAGGUGGAAUUCCUGAACAUAUGACAAAGAAGAGGUCACAGGAUGUAAUGUGGUCAGAAUAUACGGAUGCUGCUGGAUCAGCUGUAAUUUCGAAUGAUGAUUCCCUAAGAAAGCAUGUCAAGUUAGAUGAUCAUAAGGGCGACCAAGCUCUGCCAUCUGGUCAGCAGUCUUGUACUCUUGAAUUUGAUGGUGCUUCAAAAGGAAAUCCUGGACUAGCUGGUGCAGGAGCUGUCCUGCGGGCUGAUGAUGGCAGUUUUAUCUGUAGGCUACGUGAAGGUUUAGGAGUAGCAACAAACAAUGCUGCAGAAUAUCGAGCCAUUAUUUUGGGGUUGAACUAUGCACUUAGCAAAGGGUUUACAAGUAUUCGGGUUCAGGGGGACUCCAAACUUGUUUGUAUGCAGAUCCAGGGCCUAUGGAAGGUUAAAAAUCAAAACAUCUCCACAUUGUAUGAGCAGGCAAAACAACUGAAAGAUAGAUUUCUUUCUUUCCGGAUCAUUCAUGUCCUUCGGGAGUCAAACUCCGAUGCAGAUGCUCAGGCGAACAUUGCUGUUGAACUUGCUAAUGGUCAAAUCCAGGAGGAGAUUGAGAAAUGACAAAGGGGCACUUGAAAACGACUUCAAAGUCCAUGGCUGAAAAAUGUAGCAAUGGUACAGACGAGGAUUUCUACGUGCUAGCCUCUAAGAUUGGUAUUCUCUCAGGGUAAAGUUUUUCUAUUUUUGCCAAUACCAACAACCUUAAAGGAUUAUGCCUAUGAAGCCAGUGUAUUGCGCGUAUUAUACUAAUAUUGUUUAAUGGAUUAAUUUUAUUGCAAUUGAGAACUUUUUAAAAUGUAAUUAGGGAUGGGAUUAAUCAUUGGCUUUGAAAUCUUACUGAUGAGAGGGUUCUUUUUCACAUUUCA